Messenger RNA from Vicia villosa (hairy vetch), 830 nucleotides. RefSeq names its product mavicyanin-like. Gene Ontology annotation, molecular function: electron transfer activity. The transcript is spliced from 2 exons. Gene Ontology annotation, cellular component: plasma membrane. NCBI's taxonomy places the organism in Eukaryota, Viridiplantae, Streptophyta, Magnoliopsida, Fabales, Fabaceae. Bases 156 to 569 code for a protein of 137 amino acids. The record is from RefSeq and is a predicted model, not a curated record.
CAACAAAAGUAACUUUCCAAAAUAAAAAACCAUAAAAAGGUGAAUGUCAAUUUCUAUGAUUCAAUAUCACCUUUUGGUUUAAUAUUACAAUAUCAAUAUCAUCAUCACAAGCUAACGAAUAAAACAAGCGAUACAAACAUAAACAAGGAAAGGAAAUGGCUGAGAAAAUGCACCUUAGUUUUAUCAUAUUUGUCAUGACUGGUUUUAUUAUAUUUGUAUAUGUAAAUUCAACAACACACAUUGUUGGAGACAAACUGGGUUGGAAUUUGCCUGGUUACAAUACGUAUUAUGAGGAUUGGGCAAAGAACCGAACCUUCGUUGUCGGUGAUAAACUCCUUUUCAAGUACCAUCCAGGGCUUGGCACAGUUCUUCAUGUAAACAAGGACGAUUUUGGUAAUUGCACAAACAGAAAUACCAUCCGCACAUACUUCAGAGGAAACUCAACGGUUUCUUUAGACAAGCCUGGUGAUUAUUAUUUCUUUUGUUCUGUUGGCAAACGUUGUGAACUUGGUCAAAAACUUUUUGUUAAAGUUUCUCAAGGAAAAACAUCAAGGAAAACCCUCAUCUAAUGAUAAAUAUAUAUGUUAUCAUUUUAAGUUAUUAUAAUUUCUUUAGGCUUGCACUCUAUUAAUAAUAUUAUAUGUAUUUAAUUAGUCCAUCAAUUGUAUAUAUAUGUAUAUGUAUAGGUAGAUUUUGGGCACAAUUUUUGUUGUUGUUGUAACAUAAAUAAUUUUUGUUGUGUGGCAUUUUGAAUAUGCCCCUACUGUGCAUUGUGAAUGUGAAUCCUUUAAUGUAUUUAGAAUAUAUUGUUUUGUUGUCAUCUAAUUUUG